Trifolium pratense (red clover) is the source of this 1743-nucleotide messenger RNA. RefSeq names its product histone H1-II-like. The transcript is spliced from 3 exons. Gene Ontology annotation, biological process: negative regulation of DNA recombination; nucleosome assembly; chromosome condensation. Gene Ontology annotation, cellular component: nucleolus; nucleosome; nucleus. Lineage: Eukaryota; Viridiplantae; Streptophyta; Magnoliopsida; Fabales; Fabaceae. Gene Ontology annotation, molecular function: double-stranded DNA binding; nucleosomal DNA binding. The record is from RefSeq and is a predicted model, not a curated record. The coding region runs from base 238 to 1509 and encodes 423 amino acids.
AACCUUUGUGAUUGUUUAAGACCUUUGACCCCACACAACUUGAUUCACACUCACUCAACAACAUACGGGUCCCCCACACAGACAGAUAGACACGCACUUUACUCUCUUACACAUCCAUCCAUCGCUUUCCUUUCUCUUCCUCCAUCCCGUUACUCUCUCUAAUCCAUCCAUCCAUCCACUACUGGAGUGGAGUGAGUGAUAAAUUCCCCAAUUCUCUCGAAUCUACCAUAUCCAUCCAUGGAUUCCUCUUCAACUUGUUCUUCCUUUGAUCUUCUUCCACCAGCGCCUCCUCCUCAAUUCACCAGCCUCCUCCAACAACAACAACCACAUCAUCCUCCUUAUGCUGAGAUGAUAUACAAAGCAAUAGAAGCACUGAAAGAGAAAGAUGGAUCAAGCAAAAGAGCAAUUGGAAAGUACAUAGAACAUGUCUACAAACAAGUUCUUCCACCACAACAACAACAUGCUACCUUGUUGACACAACACCUCAACCACUUGAAAUAUGCAGGUCUUCUCAUCAUGAUCAAAAAAUCAUACAAACUACCUUCCUCACUUCCACCACCUCCAACUCUCAUCACCAGAUCUACUGCUCAAUCACAUCUCCCUUUCACUCCCUUAAUAACAACCCAACAAAGACCCCGUGGUCGUCCCCCUAAGCCCAAACCCCAACAACAACAACAACAAAAUAAUGUCCUCUUCGUUUCUCUCGACACUACUACUACUACUACUGCUACUGUACCUCCUCCUACAACAACAACAACUACCGUGGAUCCAGUCAGAAGAAGAGGCCGCGGACGUCCUCCUGGGACCUUCAGAUCUAAGACGCUCAAGAGUCCCGGUCGUCCUCCUAAGCCUAAAUCUGUCUCUAAUGCUGGCUUCAAACGACGUCCGGGCCGCCCUCCUAAGAUUCAAUCUCAACAACCAACUGUCAUUCCUUUUGCUGCUUCUAUUCUUCCAGACCACCACCAACCCACACUAUCAUCUGCUAGAUCUACCAGGCCCAGAGGCAGGCCCAACAAGUAUGCAGAUGAUGAUGCACCGGUUGUUGCCCCUGCGACUAAGGCCGUAGCUAGGCCCAACAAUUCCUCCCGAAGGCCCGUUGGACGCCCAAAGGGAUCAAAAGCUGCAAAAAAGCUUAAUGAUGAAGAUCUAAGAAAGAAACUUGAACACUUUCAAUCGAAGAUUAAGGAAUCUCUUGAUGUGCUUAAGCCAUAUUUUGAUAAAGAAAGUCCAGUCACUGCAGUUGCAGCAAUCCAAGAGUUGGAAAUGCUGGCAACUUUGGACCUUAAAGCACCAUUAAGAGAUGAAACACAGCAACAGCAACCACAGCCAUUUUCGGAACAGGAACAGCCACAGCCGGAACAGCCACAGCCUGAACAACAGCUACCACCUCAGCAACUGCAUCCCCAGCUAGUGACGCAGGCACAGAUUUAUGAACAGCAAUAUCUCCAGAUGCCAUUUCAGCCACAGGUGCAGCAACUUUUUCAGCCACAUACUUUAGCACCGAGCUAGGAAGAUUUACACGGGCCUCAAUUUACUUGUAAAAAAUCUGUAAAGCUAGUACUAGUAGAAAGUAGAAGCACUGAUUUUAUAAUAACCUAAUGACUGUGUUCCUUUGGAUUUGUUUUAUGCUCCUUUAGAUUAAUUGACCCCGGUAAUAAUAUUUAGAGACUAGAGUACUGAUGAUGAUUAUGUUAUUAUUCAAGUUAUAUUAAUUUAGUAUUAGACCGAUGCUUUCAUUGGAUA